AUGGCAACAUCUAAUCUGCCAACGGCGUACACAACUGAUCCACAGGCCAGUGCAGAAUCUGUUAGAGAAGAACUCUACGCAGCCGCUGCGUGUGGAGACGUCAAGACAGUCACUCGUCUGAUUCAAGACUGUCGUGUAACAGAUCACUUGGACGCUCCUGAUGCGCGUGGAGUAACUUUGGUGACUGCUGCUGCCUGCGGAAGAGACGAGAUAGUGCACCUUCUUUUGCAGUCGGGAGCGGAUAUGGAAGCGAGGCUCCCUGGCUCGGAGUUCACCUCGCUUCUCGCAGCUGCAACCAUGGGCCACGAAGAAACCGUGCGCCUCCUUCUCGACGCCGGCGCAAACGUCGGCGCCAGGGACGUGUACGGCCACUCCGCCCUCGCCCUGGCCUCCACCUACGGCUUCAGCCGCGUCGUCAAAGUGCUCCUCGAGGAAGGGGCCUACCCAAACGAAGAGAACAACUUCGAGAAGAGUCCACUUCAUUAUGCUUGUACUGGAGGUCACUUGGGUGUCGUGAUCGUUUUAAUAGAAGCUGGUGCCAACAGAGAAGAAAAGGAUGGUGAUGGAAACACGCCGCUUAUAUUAGCUACCAAGGCUGGAAAACAAGAAAUUGUGAGGAUUAUCUUGACGGUGGGUGUGGAUGUGGAGAACGCUAACUACGAAGGAAUGAAGGCCGUACAUUAUGCUGCUGCAACAGGUAAUGCAUGUAUUCUUAAUCUGCUGAUCUUGGCUGGUGCUAAUUUGUCCAGCAAGUGCUUCGAGGGAAAUACUCCUUUGCAUUAUGCUGCCUCUCAUGGCCACCAAGUCGUGCUUCGCCAGCUUCUAUGUGCACGUGCCGGCAGAGACACUAAAAACAAUGAUGGGUCAACACCGCUUCAUAUGGCGGUUUUGCACGGUCACGUUGACAUAGUAAACGACAUCGUUACUGCUGGUGCUGAUAUCGAGGCGAAGGACAAUCGAGGCAUCACGUCCCUCAUGGCAGCUUCCCGUGAAGGUUUUCUGUCAAUCGUGCGAUUUCUUCUGUUUUUGGGAGCCAACGUUCACAUAUGGGACUUGGAAGGUCACAGAGCAUUGCACCACGCAGCUGCUGGUGGGGAUGUGAAUGUUGUAAGAGUAUUGUUAGCAGCUCAAGCAAGCUGUUUGGCACUCUCCAACACAGGUUGCACUGCGUUGCACUGCGCCGCGCUGGCAGGUAAUGAAGCGGCCGGUCGCGUGCUCGUGUUGGAUGGAGCAGACCCGAACGCCCAGAACUUCACAGGCGCCACACCACUUCAUUACGCUUGUGCUGGAGGGCACCCCCAAAUGGUGCGGGAUUUGCUGGCGGCGUACGGGAGAUUGGAAGAAAGAGACGUAGAGGGUAACACACCACUCGCUGUUGCUUGUAUGAAAGGUCACGAUGAUGUUGUCGGACUGCUUUUGGAACGUGGAGCAGAUGCGAAUGCUCCCAACAUAAAAGGGAUCACUCCAUUACAUCACGCUAUCAAGUCUAAGAAUGCGAAGACAAUACACACCCUGCUGCAAAAUUCUGGGGUGAAUAUUCACAUCAAAGAUAACAAUGGGCGCACUCCCUUAAUGUGGGCAGUGUUGUCAGGGCAACUGGAAAUAGUGCACGCGCUCUUGUUGUUGGGUGCUAAUAUAUUGGCAUUGGACAACGAAGGCCAUCCACUUCAGCCAUCUCCCGCUGUAAAUGCUGAACAUCAGAACUUUCAGACGCUGCAAUACCACAGCCUGUUAAUUUAAUAUCCUCAGAAUGUUUUUUUUGUGAGAAAAUGCAUUAAAUAUCAACAGGGUAAGAAUAUGCUGAUAGUUGUACAAAUAUUUUAAAAUUCUAAACAAUUCAACGUUCAUUUUCGUUUAGAUGCUCCUUAUUGUUUAUUCUUUCCAGUGGAGCAAGGUUUCACACAUAUAUAUAUGAAAGUAGCCAAAUGAAGUAGGCGAUAUAAAUAAGGAAUUUAGUUUUUACUCGUAUAAUAUAUACAUAAUUUUACUGCUCUUAUUUUUAUUAAGUUACUAUAAAAUAUUUUUAAUUACUUUAAAUUGUGUUAAAAUAAUUUUAAACAUACUUGGCCGUAUAACAUAAAGUUGUUCAUAUUGACAGAAAAUAGUUCGUUGAGUGAGAAAUGUUAGAUUGACAGUAUGUAAAUGAGAUGAAAAUAUACCAAUUUUUAUUUCAAUGUACUAUUAAAAUCGGAAAUUUAUGUAGGCAUUGCCAGAUGUACUGUCUACUCCAAAGCUUUGUACAAAAUUUUAAAUUUGAUGUAACAAAUUAAAACUGAAUUUUAUAUUUAUGAGAUUACCUAGAAUCAUAUUAUUACUUAUGUAUGUAUAACUGGUAUUGAAAAUAAAGGUUUCAUCCAUAAAC
This is a messenger RNA of Gryllus bimaculatus (two-spotted cricket), 2362 nucleotides long. The record is from the annotation of a GenBank genome assembly. NCBI's taxonomy places the organism in Eukaryota, Metazoa, Arthropoda, Insecta, Orthoptera, Gryllidae.